Heterobasidion irregulare TC 32-1 is the source of this 2296-nucleotide messenger RNA. RefSeq lists its product as uncharacterized. Gene Ontology annotation, biological process: protein sumoylation. The coding region runs from base 1 to 2031 and encodes 676 amino acids. NCBI's taxonomy places the organism in Eukaryota, Fungi, Basidiomycota, Agaricomycetes, Russulales, Bondarzewiaceae. The record is from RefSeq and is a predicted model, not a curated record. Gene Ontology annotation, cellular component: cytoplasm; SUMO activating enzyme complex. Gene Ontology annotation, molecular function: SUMO activating enzyme activity. The transcript has 11 exons.
AUGGCCGCAACACCGUCCGGCUCACGCGCCGCCCACGCACGCGCCAUCCUCGGCGCCGCCCUCCACGACCGUCUCCCGCACACCCACGUCCUCCUCGUCGGCGCAGGCGGCAUCGGCUGCGAACUCCUGAAAAACAUCGUGCUCGCCGGCUUCGGCCACAUCACCCUGCUCGACCUCGACACGAUCGACCUCUCCAACCUCAACCGCCAGUUCCUCUUCAGGAAAAAAGACGUAAAGCAGAGCAAGGCCCUCGUCGCCGCCCGCACCGCCUCCGCGUUCAACCCCUCCGUACACAUCACCCCCGUCCACGCCAAUAUCAAAGACCCGCAGUUCGACCUCCCCUGGUUCAAGUCCUUCGACAUCGUCCUCAACGCGCUCGACAACCUCGACGCGCGCAGGCACGUGAACAGGAUGUGCAUGGCCGGCGCCAUCCCGCUCGUCGAGUCCGGCACCGCGGGCUACCUCGGCCAGGUCCAGCCCCUCCUCAAGGACCGCACAGAGUGCUUCGACUGCAUCCCAAAGCCGACGCCCAAGACGUUCCCGGUGUGCACCAUCCGCUCGACCCCAUCCCAGCCCAUCCACUGCAUCGUCUGGGCAAAGAGCUACCUCAUGGGGUCACUGUUCGGCGAAGACGAGGACGCGACGGGCGAGCUCGACGACGCGGAGAAGCAAGGCGAGAACGCCCAAGAAAUCGCGACGCUCCGCCGGGAAGCGAGCGCGUUCCAGUCUGUGCGCGCCGCGCUGCGCUCCGCCUCGAUCGGGAGCGGAAAAGACGCCGCGCGCAUCGCGUUCCAGAAGGUGUUCGACGCCGACAUCCGGAACCUGCUCUCGAUGGAGGACAUGUGGCGCUACCGCGCGAAGCCCGUCCCGCUCGACUUUGACGCGCUCGCCGCGGGCACGUUCGUCCUCCGCGACGAUCCCGCCGCCACCACGGGCAACGGCAACGGCAAUAGCAACGGCAAUGGCCAGGCGAAGGGCGCGGGCGGGGCGGGCGGGCUGAAGGACCAGCGCGCGCUGUCGCUGCGGGAUAAUUGGGAGCUGUUCGUCGCGAGCACGGAGCGGCUGGCGGCGCGGCUGCGGGCGGGCGAGGAGACGAUCGCGUUCGACAAGGACGACGACGAGACGCUCGACUUCGUGACGGCAGCCGCGAACCUGCGCUCGGCCGCGUACGGGAUCGCGCCGCAGAGCCGCUGGGAGGUCAAAGAGAUGGCGGGGAACAUCAUCCCGGCGAUCGCGACGACGAACGCGGUCGUCGCGGGGCUGAUCGUGCUGCAGGCGCUGCACCUCCUCCGCGGCGCGGGCGGCGGGCACGACGCGCUGCGCAACGUGCACCUACAGUUCAAGCCCGCGGUGCCGCUGAGCGCAGUGACGCUCUCCUCGCCGAGCGCGCGCUGCGGCGUGUGCCGCGACGCGUACGCGGUGGUGCGGUGCGACCCCGCGCGCGCGACGCUGCGCGCGGUCGUCGACGGCGUGCUGGGCUACGGCGCGAUGGAGGACGGCGCGAUGGAGGACGGGGAGGCGCGGCGGGAGGUGAGCACGUACGAAGAGAAGCGGCUGCUGAGCGACCCCGACUUUGAGGACAACCUCGAUCGGACGUUGGAGAGCCUUGGCGUGACGCGCGGGAAGUUCCUGAGCGUCGUGGACGAGGACGGCGCGCGCGAGACGGUCACGCUCGCCAUCGCGGCCCUCCCGCCGGACCACCCCGCGGACGGGCCCGCGCUCAUCCUGCCCUCCCCCCUCCCGAACCCAGCGCCCAAACCCAAGCUCCCAGACGUGCGCGCGUCUCCGUCCCCGCCGCCCGCGCGCGCGCGCGCUCCGUCCACGCCUCCUCCACCGCGCAAGCGCGCGGCGCCGGACGACGCAGACGCGGAACCGGGCACAGGCGAGCGCGCUGCGAAGCGGGCGCGGCGGGCGGACGGCGGGGGCCACGGUUUGUAUACGCCGAGCAAGCAGCGGAGGUUGGAGGACGACGGGCUGGUUAUACUGGAGAGCGGGGGCGGGGCGCCGGACGACGUGAUCGAGAUCGAUUGAGGCGCGGCGGGUCGUCGGGUUGGCGGGCGGGUUGGCGGGCGGGUUGGCGGAGGUGGAGGUGGAGGUGGAGGUGCGGCGUCGGCACGGGUGGUGUGUAUUCAUCGUGCGCCAGUGUGGGCGCGCGGACGGCGGCGCGGCGGCGCGUGUAGAGUUUUUUUUAUGACAUCGAUAUCUUUGAGGACGCGCCGAUAUGCGCGUGGUCUGCGUAUAGUAUUGAUAUUGGGAUUUCCCUCUGGGACGCAGAGCUGCAGGCUUGUCGCAUGCU